Messenger RNA from Nelumbo nucifera (sacred lotus), 1379 nucleotides. RefSeq names its product adenylate kinase 1, chloroplastic-like. Lineage: Eukaryota; Viridiplantae; Streptophyta; Magnoliopsida; Proteales; Nelumbonaceae. Gene Ontology annotation, biological process: nucleobase-containing compound metabolic process. The record is from RefSeq and is a predicted model, not a curated record. Gene Ontology annotation, molecular function: AMP kinase activity; ATP binding.
AGAUAGUGGGUAGGAGAUUCGAUCUCGCAUUCUACGGAGAAACAAACGGAGCCUACCCUACCAGGUACCGAUUCUAGAAUAGGAAGCUAAAGACCAGAGAAAUUCACAAAACUCACAGCUAGGUUAACACUUGCUAACUUGCCAUUAAAACCCGCCGACCGCUCCCUACUCCCUUUCUUCGUCCAACUGUCUUAAAAUCUCUGUUGCAAUUGUUCUGUUGCACCUCUCUUCUCUCAGUUUGUCUGCAGCUCUUAUUUGUUCUGCCAUGGCGGCUUUGAACCGCCUGCUUAGAGCGAGAGGCUCACCCUUGUGUUCUGAGACUUGUGUUAGGAGCUUAUGUUCGGCUGUAUUUUCCGAAUCUCAGCCCCGCGUUCCGCCUUCCAUCUCCCGUCACAAGUCUCUUCCUCUAUGUCGAGAUGUCGGCGACAGGAACGUCCAGUGGGUCUUCCUCGGCUGCCCCGGCGUUGGCAAGGGCACUUACGCCAGUCGCCUCUCCAACCUCCUUGGCGUCCCUCACAUCGCCACCGGGGAUCUCGUUCGAGAGGAACUCUCCUCCUCUGGACCUCUAUCACGACAGCUUGCGGAGAUUGUAAAUCAAGGGAAAUUGGUUUCUGAUGAAAUUAUUAUAAGGUUACUGUCUCAACGGCUUGAAGCUGGGGAAGCUAAAGGUGAAUCAGGAUUUAUUCUUGAUGGUUUCCCACGAACAAUUAGACAAGCGGAGAUAUUGGAGGAAGUGACUGACAUUGACUUGGUGAUUAACCUAAGGCUCCGGGAAGAUGUACUGCUCGAGAAAUGCCUUGGAAGAAGGAUUUGCAGCCAAUGUGGAGGGAAUUUCAAUGUUGCUUCCAUUAACAUCAAGGGUGAGAAUGGGAACCCUGGCAUAUACAUGGCACCACUUCUUCCACCUCCGAGUUGUGCUUCAAAGCUCAUCACUCGAUCUGAUGAUACAGAAGAAGUUGUAAAAGAACGACUCCGUGUGUACAAUGAAAUGAGUCAACCUGUGGAGAAGUUCUAUCGCAACAGAGGGAAGUUGUUGGAAUUUGAUCUACCAGGAGGGAUCCCAGAAUCAUGGCCAAAGCUGCUGCAAGCUCUGAAUCUUGAUGACCAUGAUGAAAAACAGUCUGCAGCGGCUUGAGAUGAGGUCCUUCGCAUGUUUGUGCUGUAACAUGCCGAGUAAUUUUGACAUAAAAGAACCAUUCUUUUUCCUUGAAAUAAAACUUUGAAAUGCAGUCUGUCUUUUUUUUUGAUAGAUGAAAUGGAGCCUGUCAAGUCAGGCUCUUUGAGAUGUGUAGCAGAAGAGAACUACUGGUGUAUUAUUUGGAAAACACGGCAUUAAAUAUCACAAUUAUUUAUUUGAGUGUUGAUUGUUUCGGGUUUCA